AGCGUCUCUUUGCGACUUCAAUGACAGGCAAAAUGUGCGACAGCCGCUCGCUGGGCAAGGAGGAAGCUACUUAAGAGGCUAUUCGCCUUGUUUAAAGGCAGGGUUGGCUUGCUGCCUUGCACUCUUCAGUUCCCUCCUCCGCCCUUCUAGUGGUCGGGACAGCGUGUUUAGGAAGAAGGGAAAGCAUUCGGGGAGCAGACUGUGAGGGCUUGACCUAAGUUUGGAGUUUAGAUGAGAGCGUAGUUUCCUUUCUCUUCCCACCCCCCCCACCCCCCACCCCCUUGAGCCCGGGUCUUGCCGGCAGCAGCCUCCAAGUGUACAGUUCAGGCAGGAGGAGGGGCCGCUCCCGGCUGCAUUAGCGUCCAACAUGGAUAGAGAAAUGAUACUGGCUGAUUUUCAGGCAUGUACUGGAAUAGAAAAUAUUGAUGAGGCUAUCACCUUACUUGAACAAAAUAACUGGGAUUUAGUGGCGGCCAUCAAUGGAGUUAUACCACAGGAAAAUGGCAUUUUAGAAAGUGAAUAUAGUGGGGAGUCUUUACAAAGGCCUGCCUAUGGUCCCGCUAGUCAUCCUUCGUCGUCAUCUUCAGCAUCUUCCUCCUCUUCUGCAUUUCGUCACGUAGUGCCAUCUAGACAAAUAGUGGAAAGACAACCGCGAAUGCUUGACUUCAGAGUGGAAUACAGAGAUCGAAAUGUGGAUGUGGUGCUUGAAGACAGUUCUACAGUUGGAGAGAUCAAACAUAUUUUAGAAAAUGAGCUGCAGAUUCCUGCAUCAAAAAUGUUGCUAAAAGGCUGGAAGACUGGAGAUGUAGAUGAUAGUACUAUUCUAAAAACUCUACACUUGCCCAAAAACAACAACCUGUAUGUCCUAACACCCGACUUGCCACCACCGUCUUCAUCAAGUUUGCCAGGUGCCCUGCAGGAAUCAUUAAAUCAAAACUUCAUGCUGAUCGUCACCCAUCGAGAAGUCCAGCGGGAGUACAACCUCAACUUCUCAGGAAGCAGUACCAUCCAGGAGGUUAAACGAAAUGUGUAUGACCUGACUAGUAUCCCUGUUCGUCAUCAAUAUUGGGAAGGCUGGCCUGCUUCUGCUACAGAUGACUCAAUUACUUUAGCAGCCUCAGGAAUCUCUUAUCCUUGCCAUCGACUUACAGUUGGAAGGAGGUCUUCACCAGCACAAACUAGAGAACAAUCAGAAGAGCAAUGCACAGAUGUACAUAUGGUUAGUGACAGUGAUGGAGAUGAUUUUGAAGAUGCUACUGAAUUUGGAGUGGAUGAUGGAGAGAUGUUUGGUAUGGCAUCAUCUGCACUGAGAAAAUCUCCAAUGAUGCCGGAAAAUGCUGAAAAUGAAGGAGAUGCCUUAUUACAAUUCACAGCAGAAUUUUCUUCAAGAUACGGUGAUUGCCAUCCAGUAUUUUUUAUUGGAUCUUUAGAAGCUGCCUUUCAAGAGGCAUUCUAUGGGAAAGCUAGAGAUAGAAAGCUUCUUGCUGUCUACCUCCACCAGGAUGAAAGUGUGCUGACUAAUGUAUUCUGCUCUCAAAUGCUUUGUGCUGAAUCUAUUGUUUCCUACCUGAGUCAAAACUUUAUAACAUGGGCAUGGGAUAUGACAAAAGAAGCAAAUCGAGCAAGAUUUCUAACAAUGUGCACAAGACACUUUGGCAGUGUUGUAGCCCAAACUAUUCGGACUCAGAAGACAGAUCAGUUUCCAUUGUUCCUUAUUAUUAUGGGAAAACGAUCAUCAAAUGAAGUAUUGAAUGUAAUACAAGGAAACACAACAGUGGAUGAGUUAAUGAUGAGGCUGAUGGCUGCAAUGGAGAUCUUCAGUGCUCAACAGCAAGAAGACAUAAAAGAUGAGGAUGAACGUGAGGCCCGAGAAAAUGUGAAGAGAGAACAAGAUGAAGCUUACCGAAUCUCUCUGGAAGCUGAUAGGGCAAAACGGGAAGCACAAGAAAGAGAAAUUGCAGAGCAGUUUCGCUUGGAACAGAUUAGAAAAGAACAAGAGGAAGAGCGUGAAGCUAUAAGACUCUCUUUAGAGCAGUCAUUGCCUCCUGAACCAAAACAGGAGAGCACCGAAUCAGUUAGUAAACUACGUAUCCGAACACCCAGUGGAGAAUUCUUUGAACGGCGUUUCCUGGCCAGUAGCAAACUGCAGGUCGUCUUUGAUUUUGUAGCUUCCAAGGGCUACCCUUGGGAGGAAUUCAAGCUACUAGGAACUUUUCCCAGGAGAGAUGUAACCCAGCUGGAUCCAAAUAAAUCAUUAUUGGAGUUAAAACUGUACCCUCAAGAAACACUUUUUCUAGAGGCAAAAGAAUAGAUGAAGCCAGAUUGGAGGACUAAGUAAUUAUUUGAUAAUGAAUAAGGCACGGCGAAGGCUUUAUCCAAAUCACUGUGUCCUAUCAUUUAAAUCAGAUCAAUGUCCCAACUCUGCCUCUUUCAAGAAUCUGGGAAAAAAGAAUAAACAUAGUUCCAUAAAAAUUUCCCAUACAUGAGUAUGUGUUUUCAACCUCAUUUAAAAGAGCAGAGAAAAUACUUUGCUACAAACACUGAACACUAGAAUCUGUUGCUCACUUACCAUCUGGCUUUUGUUAUAACUAAUACACUGUUAAAAUGUGAGUGAUUGUCCAGUAGAAUUUUUACUCCUCAAUUACCCCUUUUUUCACCAAGAAUUCUUGGACAUUUCUGCCUGUACUUUUGACACUAGAAUACUGUAUAUUUGAUAUCUUGCUAAACCAGUGCUCUCAUAUAUGUGCAUUUUCUUUUCUGUGUUUGAAAUUCGAUUUUGCCACCUAAUUUCUUUUUAAAGGCAGAAAAAAACAAUAAAUGGGACAUUUUCAUCCUUGAAGAUUUAACAGUAUUGUAGUAGUAGAAAGCAGAGGGUGUUUUUUUUUCCCCUAUACUUUCUGACUCUUUCAUAAGAUGUAAGCUUUUGUUUGGAGAAGAUAGUUUGACAUAUAUGCAAGAUAUUUAUUUACUGAUUUUUAUUUUGCUUCGGAUCUCAGUCCAGAUUCAGUUUGGGGAGUAUUUUCCAUUACCUUGCAGUGUGUUGAACUGCUGAUAAUAUGAGUAUCUAAAUAAUGUUUUAAAAAAGGAACUGUAGUGAAUGUCUAGUACCUAAGCUAACAGUUCAGAAAAAACAGGUUUUGGCUAUGAAUGUCCAAAGCAGCACAAAUAGUAAAAUUAUUUGCUCAUCAUUGUAGAAGAAAUUACAGGGCUCCUCCCCCCCCCUCCCCUCCCCUCCUCUGUUUCAUUUCUUUUUGCUUUUUUUCCAUUCUGACACUGGUUUGUAUUCUUUUUCUUGCAGUUUUAAGCACCUUGUUUGUUUCACAAACAAUAAAAAUGUAAAAUUACAGUGUACUAAGAAAUGUUUGCAAAUUUUGAUUAUGGGCCUGAGAAAUGUGUACAUCUAUUCAGGGGGCUGAUCUAUCCAGGUGGUUAGAAAAUUUAGAACAUUCAAAUCAGCAUGUUGCUUAAAGCUACAUCAGAAUAGUUUUGUAAGCUUUUUUUUAAAAAAUGUGAAUUACAAACUGUAGGCUUAGACUGUGGCAUACAAAAGCACCAUGGAAAAUUCAUUUUCUAAAGAAUACAUUUGUUCUCCCUUAUUUCUCCAUUUGACAUAUCUUCUUUAUUGUAGCAGACUGCCGUCCUGUUGUAAGAAGUAAUACAAAUUGGAAAAAAAUAUGCAUUUUUAUGCAUUUUUUGUCUAAUUCUCUUCUGGGUGGAGUAAUGAACUUAGGAACUAUUUUAAGUGUUUAAGGAUACAGAUAUAUUAUUUUUACCAAAUAUGGAAAAAGUGGAGAAGUGGAGAGGUAUGAAUCUUAUAAAAUUCUGUUAGGACAUAUAUUAGAAGAACUAAUCUAUUUGUGUCAAUCAAAAUUGUUGUAUGUGUGGUAUGUUUUAAUCACCUCUGGUGCACACAAAUAAAUAAAUAAAUCCUCAAAUUGCCAAGGGAAGAAACUUGUAAUGGAAAAAUUCAACUACUCAUUUAUGCUGAACAAGUUGAAAAUGGAGAUAACAAACAUAAAGAUUUCUUUUUUUCCACAGAUAAGCUGGAGAAUGGAAUCUAGCUUGUGCGAAGUAAGUCCUGUGGAGGCCAUUUAGAAAAAAACGGCUUACUUAUUUUUUUUCAUUGAAAUCAAAGGGGCUUAAUAAUGCUUUACAGCAUGCAGAAAAACCUUUUUUUUAACCCCCAAUGACAAGGUGCAAUGUACACAUUUUAACCAAAUAGUCCCAUUAAAAUAGUGUAGAAGCAAAUGGAAUUUGGACUGCAAUUUCAAUUGGCAAAUCCUCAAGAUGCCCUUUCGUUGUUCUACUUCUUUUUAAACAUACUUCUUGCUGAAAUAUCGAUAUAUAUUGUAUUGGAUCCAGGGUGAUCAUCUGAGAAUGGAAAGGUUCUUUUUGUUGGUAGAAGGAGCCCAGCAAGUUUGUAGGAGUACAGGUAUCGGGAAAUUGUUAUUAAUUAAUAAUUGAUUGUUUUCAAUCAGUUUUUAAGGUACACUUUCAUCUCCUCUUUAUCAGUUCUGUCCAUGCUUCCCUUUUAUCAAUUCUGACUUCAACAUUUGUUUGUAUCAGAUGAAGAAAAAAAAUUAUUUGUCGCAACUUAAAAAUGAGGCUCUAAACUAAGGCACAGAUUAGGCUUUAGAUUAGCUUAAUAUGUGGCUUUGGGAAUAGGUUUUUUCAGUGAAUGAAGUCAUAAAUCCAAGGCAAGUGCCUUAACAACUGUCAGAAAUGAUCACUGGUCCAUAUUUCAACCAGUUAGUUUCCCGUUUCCUUCCACAAGGAUGGUCAGCAUUUGUGGACUUAUGAAUAUUUUGUGGCUGGUAAUGUAGACAUAUAUGGCAUUGGUUUUGAUCUCCUUUGUGGAAUCCACUUAUCAUUUAGACCACAUAAAAAUGCUCAUCUAUUAUUGCUGUUCUCUUUGAAUAAGUGAGUCAUCUUCUUGGAGGGCUAUAAAGAUACAUCUUCUUCUUGAAAUAAAAUAUUGGUAAUUAGUGCUCAAUUCUCCAUGUUUGGAUUUUUAAUGUUUGUUACCAUUUUUAAAAAGUAGUGAUUAAAAAUGUUUUGCAGAUGUGGA
Molecule: messenger RNA, 5068 nt
Organism: Crotalus tigris (Tiger rattlesnake)
Lineage: Eukaryota; Metazoa; Chordata; Lepidosauria; Squamata; Viperidae
Gene: FAF1
Product: Fas associated factor 1
Exons: 19
Coding region: 368-2311 (647 amino acids)
Cellular component (GO): endoplasmic reticulum; nucleus
Molecular function (GO): NF-kappaB binding; ubiquitin binding
Source: RefSeq, a predicted model, not a curated record